GAGGCUGCGUGUGAGCGGCUGUUUACACAUUUGUUUCGCCUGAUGGUGAAAUUUUAAACUGUCUGAUGUUUCUUUGACUUUACCUGACAUGCGGGUGUUUGAGAUGAUAUGGAGGAUGGGGAAUCGAUCGUUGGGUAUUCCUACAUAUAUAUACAGCAUUUUCCCCUCCCAAUGUUCUCUAAACCAUUCCAAUCUACUUUUCUCAUUUUUAACUGUUUUACAGCUGGCCUGAUUUAUAUUCAACUAUACCUUAAUUCAUUUAUUCAAUUACUUUGACAGUACUAUUCAUAUAUUCAAGAUGCGUUCCUCAACAGCAAGUUUGAUUUUGGCCUUCUGCGCCAUGUUGGCAGUUCAGGCAGCUCCAGUGGAUACGACUGCCAAUGUCGCUCGUUCAGUUUCUGCUAUUGAGUCAAGAGCAGAGGUCGGGAUUGUUGCUCGUGAUACUGGUUACGAUGCGGAGGGUAAUGAGAUUGAUGCAAAUGGAAACUUGAUCGAACGUGAUACUGGUUACGAUGCUGAGGGCAAUGAGAUCGAUGCAAAUGGAAAUUUGAUCGAACGUGAUACUGGUUACGAUGCGGAGGGUAAUGAGAUCGAUGCAAAUGGAAACUUGAUCGAACGUGACACUGGUUACAACGCAGCCGGUGAAGAAAUCGACGAGAACGGAAAUGUGAUCGAAAAGAGAGCCAAGAAGAGCAAGAAAGCCAAGCAAGCUAAGGCACGCGCUGAGACUGGCUACGAUGCGGAAGGCAACGAGAUUGAUGCAAAUGGCAACUUGGUCGAACGUGAUUCGGAGUACAACGCUGCUGGCGAAGAAAUUGAUGAGAAUGGAAAUGUCGUCGAGAAGAGAACCAAGACAAAGACACGUGCUGAGACUGGCUAUGAUGCGGAAGGCAAUGAGAUUGAUGAAAAUGGCAACUUGAUCGAGCGUGAUGCCGACGGAUAUGACGCUGAUGGCAACGAAAUUGAUGCUAGCGGAAACAUUGUCGAACGCCAGAACACCAAGAAAAACAAGAAGGCAAAGAAAGCUCGUCGUGAUACCGAGUACGACGCUGAGGGAAAUGAAUUGGACUCCAACGGAAACGUUGUCGAGAAACGUGAAACCGGCUAUGAUGCCGAGGGAAAUGAGAUUGACGAGAACGGAAAACUAGUCGACCGUGCCAACGACGGAUAUGAUGCAGAAGGCAAUGAAAUCGAUGCCAAUGGACAAAUCAUUGAGCGUGCAAACAACAACAAGAAAGCCAAGAAAGCGAAGACCGCACGCAGAGACUUCGACUACGAAUCCCAAUACGACGAGGCCGGCAACGAGAUCGAUGAGAACGGAAACUUAGUCAACGUCUAAGCCUCUAAUCCUGCUUCAUCUCUCAAUCUUCUUACAAGUAUCGUUACGCGCUGUGUCCCUGAUUGCGCGCUAGUUGGGUCCCAUGUCAAUACCUAGUUUCAUCAAUGAGUUCUCGGGUGUUUCAUCAAUCCUUGAUUAUUUCGCAUUGUGUCUGGCCAUGAAUUACAUUCAUUUGGUUCCAGUGGAUUGGAAAUACUCUCAUUUAUUUAUCUUAUACAUCUCAACCGUUGAAUAUCUUUACACGUGAUGUGAGGUUGUGAAAUGCAAAGUCUAAUGUGAGUAAUAAUAGGAUAGGAAGGUUCUAUGUUGACUUUGGCUCGCGAACCGAGCAUCCCCUGAAACAUCAAAUGAUACCACUCCAUACUUUCGGAAAUAAAAUAUAAAACUCACUAUUCA
This is a messenger RNA of Botrytis cinerea B05.10, 1735 nucleotides long. RefSeq lists its product as hypothetical. The transcript has 12 exons. The coding region runs from base 299 to 1339 and encodes 346 amino acids. The record is from RefSeq and is a predicted model, not a curated record. Lineage: Eukaryota; Fungi; Ascomycota; Leotiomycetes; Helotiales; Sclerotiniaceae.